Tripterygium wilfordii is the source of this 1362-nucleotide messenger RNA. RefSeq names its product L10-interacting MYB domain-containing protein-like. The transcript has 3 exons. Lineage: Eukaryota; Viridiplantae; Streptophyta; Magnoliopsida; Celastrales; Celastraceae. Bases 298 to 1197 code for a protein of 299 amino acids. The record is from RefSeq and is a predicted model, not a curated record.
AUUUCUUGAACUCUCUCCAACUCGAUUACCAUUCGUCUGCGUCUCUGUGCCCAUAUCGAGAUACUGUUGUGUACCCAACAUCUGUAAUACAUAAACUCUGUACGCUGUGCUUCUCUGUGUUCAUGGACUCUGGUUCGACUUCAUGCUGGUUUGUAAAUGAUUUCAUAACCUUUUACUUUAGCUGCUUCACACUUAGGUCACAAGGUGAAAUUUAGUUUGAUGCGCAUCUCUCUAGGGGGUUGAUUUCUGUUAAAGGCAGCAGGCUGGCUGUAAGCCGAUUUGAUCUUGCAGGUUUACAUGCACCUACUUUAUAUGGAUACCCCGCAAGAAAUUGUUGACGAAAAUUCUUUGUGGAGCCCUGUCACGGAGAAGUUAUUUGUAGAUAUUAUGGUUGAACAAGUAAGUCGGGGGAACAUGAAGAGUGGGGUAUUCCAUAACAAGAUUUGGAGCUCAAUAUUGGUGGAGAUGAAUACCAAGACUGCAAGGAAUUAUCAAAUGAAACAAAUUAAGGCUAAAUUUCAUCGGCUUAGGAUGAAGCACCGUGCUUUUUCUGAUCUACUCAACCAUACUGGGUUUGGCUGGGAUGCAGCUACUAAUACUGUCACUGCUGAUGAAGAAGUGUGGGAAAAUUAUUUGAAGAAAAAUCCAAUUGCUGGCCAAUUCAAGAAAAAAAGGUGUGAAAAUUAUGUCAACCUUGGCAUACUUUUUAACACAGGAACGGCCACUGGUGUUCUACAUCAUGCUUCGACCGUGAGUCCUCCGAACACUGAUGAUGAGAAGGAGUUGGAUGCUCAAUUUAGGCAAACAGGGGUGCACAUUAAUGUGGAUGUUGAGGAUGAUGAAGACCACAUCGAUGCUGGAAUAUUGGAACCCAAGACUCGCAGUGGUAAAAGAUUGGCCCCGUUGCCCACCAGAGGGUCGAAGAAGGAAUCGAAGAUGAGUGCCGUUAGUGAGGCACUCCACGCAUUCGUCAAUGUCCAAAAUGCAAAGGCGGAGAGGUUGAAGACUUCUAGUUGUGAUGCUACUAGUGCACAUGUUGAUGACUCCUUAGCUGUUUGUAUGCGGAUUCUCAAUGGCAUACAAUUCCCAGUUGAGUACCGUGUGAAGGCCAUGUCGAUGUUUAUUAGUCCAGAGUGGAGGAAGAUGUUCAUGGAGAUGUCGGAUGAGCUCAGGGAAGCUUGGCUUAUGAGCCUGUAGCAAAGGGAUGUUUGGAUGUGCUAUGGGGUCUGUUAUGCUGUUGGUUCUCCAACUUUGAUAAAGUUUGAUGUUUGAAUCAUUUAUCUUGACUGCCAUGCCAAUGUGUUUGGCUGCACUGUUAUGCAUUAGUUUAAUAUUCUAUUUUAUUGUAUGUUUUAUGAAGAA